Fulvia fulva is the source of this 1683-nucleotide messenger RNA. RefSeq lists its product as uncharacterized. Lineage: Eukaryota; Fungi; Ascomycota; Dothideomycetes; Mycosphaerellales; Mycosphaerellaceae. The transcript has a single exon. The coding region runs from base 1 to 1683 and encodes 560 amino acids. The record is from RefSeq and is a predicted model, not a curated record.
AUGUUCAUUGAGUGUUCAUCUGAUGCGCCUGAAGUUGUUGUAUCUGUUGAUCCGGUCAGGCCGUCGUAUUCACCACUGUCGCAAGUUGCGCAACCCUCUGAGGUGCCAGCCCGCGUCUCCUCGUCACCACUUCCACUUCCACCAGGUCAUUCACCUAUCGCCACACCCACUAUACAGACACAACGCCUACUGGACUUCUCGCUGCCGCCUGCGCCACCGGUCGAUACACCCUUUGAUACACAGAAAGAGUGGGACGAGCAGUUCUUGGAUGAAGAGACAGAAUACGAGUCUGAAGAGCAAGAGCAGGAUUUGCCAGAGUAUCCUCAAACCUAUGAUCCUGUGGAAGACGCAUUGCAACGCGAUAGCAGGCGGUGGACAACACAAUCAGAGCCUCAAUAUAUCAGUAGCAACAUCACCAGUGAUAGUACUGAAGACGAUUUGAAUCGAGGGUGUAUAGGGCUGGUCCAGAACAUGAGGACUCGUAGCCAGGCUGCUGAGGAGGAUGCGCUGGAGUCUCAAUUGCAGGCUCAAGAACAGCAGCAGCGACAGACACCUCACACCGGUGGGCAGCAGGUAUCGAAGAAGGCUAGAUCUGCGCCUAAAAAGGGCCUUCCAAUAUACCCUACACCCGUUGCUAGCAGUGCUAAGAAGGGCGACACCGCUGAGGCUAUUCAGCAGGCUGCUCAGCAGGCUCCUCAGCAGCCACCUCAGCAGCCGCGAGUGACGCUCAAGCUCGGCGGAAAGCAGCCGGCGCAACAGCGUAAACGGCCAACACCUUCGACACAAGGAAAGCAGCCACCCACACGGUCAAAAAAAGCCAGGAAGACACAGGAUUCAUCUAAGCGAUUAGGAGAACAGCCUCACGCCCAAGCUAAGGGUAUGCACUAUCACAUGCAAGAUCGCAGUGGCAAGCUUAUAGCGCAACGGCACGGUCAGAAGGAACAGCAAGACGACUUCCCUCUUGAUGAUAUAGACGACUGGCACGAACACCUCCUUCCACUGCUUCCGGUGUAUACGAAGCACACUGUCACUAUUCAGAUUAUAGAGAAGUGGAACAACCAGGCUCUCCACGACUUGCUAUCCUCGCCGCCAUUGCUUAGCAACGAGAGCUUCGAGGAGUCCUCACCACCUGCUUCACAGCUUCCGAAUAAGAAGAAGAGCACGAAGGCUAACAUGGCUAUCGUUAACCAGUUUGAGACCACAACGCAGAUGCGUAACGACUAUCAGAAGCUGCUCACGCUCUACAAGUGUAGCGACCGGCAGUACAACAAUAAGAAGCGUGCUAGUACCGGCCAUAUCGGCUGUCUUGUCGAAGGUGGUAAGCACUACGCCGUGCUCGGUGGACACAUGCGAGACUGGUACGCCCGAGUGAAGGAAGCCUAUAACGACAACAAGCCUGAUGCUGCCGCUGUCAUCAUGCAGCAGCUGCCACUUGAUAUUGCUGAGCAGGUGAGGGAGAUGCAUAAGAUGGCCUCAUUGAAGCAGAAUAAGGGCAGCAAGAACAACGAGCCUGAUACACCGACACCUGUCGCUGUACUAGUGAAUAUUGCACCGGUGGCUACGGCACCAGUAGCACCAAUAGCACCACUUCACAUGCCAUUCGGUUAUGGCGGUUAUCCACCCCCUGGCUACGCACCACCUCCACCGUGUGGAUACGGUGCUUAUCCUCCACCUCCGCAGUAG